AGCAGAUGUAAGCCUCAACUCUACAGAAUUUAAUAGCAAAAACAAUCGCAGCCUGGGAAGGGCUCUGGAAUUUUUUGCAUCAGCUUAAGAAGAUUUAACAACUUUGAGUUCUGUCCAGAGGGUAAAGGGCUGACCACUCAGUAGAUCUCAUGUGACCGCACCUGUGGGAUGAGAUAAACUACGGGAGUUUAUACCUGCUGAGAAAUUGGCUCAAAGGUACAAGCUUCCAAAGAAUGAAGAUUUUGAUAAUGAUUGAUUUUGUCCUUGCAGCUAGCUUGAUGGAUGUCAUUAGCAGCUCUGAUCUACAGAAAUGUUUUCAAGAGCAGAUUCGACUUCAAGGCCAGGUGAGGCUUCUGGAACAUCGUGUGAAACAGCAGCAGUUAAAAAUUAUACAGCUUUUGGAGAAGAAAGAGAUUCAGUACAGUGACAGAGGAGAUGAAAACAGUGUCAUUGACUUGGGAGGAAAAAGACAGUAUUCAGAUUGUGCAGAAAUCUACAAUGAUGGCCAUAAGCAAAGUGGAUUUUAUAAGAUGAAGCCUCUCCGGAGUCCUACCGAAUUCCUUGCCUUCUGUGACAUGUCUGAAGGGGGUGGUUGGACUGUUUUCCAGAGACGUUCUGACGGCAGCCAGAAUUUUGAUAGAGUCUGGACAGACUAUGAAGAAGGCUUUGGAAAUUUUGUUUUGACAAAUGGUGAAUAUUGGCUUGGAAAUAAAAAUCUUCAUUAUUUGACUAAUCAAGGGAACUAUACUUUAAGAAUUGAUCUAACUGAUUUUGAAGGAGAACGGCGUUUUGCACAAUAUGAAAGAUUCAGAGUUGCAGAUCAAGAGCAUUCUUAUGAGAUGAGCUGUGGUGAAUACUCUGGCACAGCUGGUGAUUCCCUUACUGGUGGAUUUCAUCCUGAAGUAAAAUGGUGGGCUGAUCAUCGAGGAAUGAAAUUCAGUACUAGAGACAGGGAUAAUGACAACUACGAAGGGAACUGUGCUGAAGAGGAAAAGGCUGGCUGGUGGUUUAACAGGUGUCACUCUGCCAACUUGAACGGUUUGUACUAUAAAGGCCCCUAUACUGCACAGACGGACAACGGGAUUGUUUGGUACAGUUGGCACGGGUGGUGGUAUUCUCUGAAAUCCGUUGUCAUGAAGGUCAGACCAGCAGACUUUGAACCAAAUAUUGUUUAAGUAUUUUAUUAAGACGAUUUAUCUAGUUAAUCUUCUAGCAAAUAAAUCCAAAUCAAAACAGAUGGGCAGAUUUUUGCUUCUCAGGGCAGAUUUUUGCUUCUUAUCUAUGCAGAUAUAAAUCUGGAAUAAUUCCUCUGCAACCAGUAGUUUUAUGAGAUGUAAACGAGAAGACAAUCUGGCUUAUGAAUCUGGAGAUACAAAUACUAGUGCUAGUAUGUCUACAGGAUAUUUUUAAAAAGGCAGGUGUUCACCUAGGAAUAAGGACAUCUUUGUCAACAUGGAGAAUUUUUGGCUUCUGCAGCAACUACAAAUCCUUUCACCUUUUAAAAACCAAUAUUGUCACUGUGUUGUCUCAAAAAUGCAAAUGAAUUGUACGUAUUACAACCAAAAAACUAUUUAAAUACAAGCAUAGGGCUGGUUUACUCAGUGGAUGGAACAUAUGUUCUUUGGAACGAUUCAAAGCUUUAGAAGUGAGUUGCCUGUAAAUUCCUCUGAUUUAUUUGCAUGUGCUGUGUACAUAGCAUACAUAAAAAGUAUAAAGAAUGAGGCAGGGAAGUGAAGGAGCAGAAGGGAUGCCACCAGGCUAGAAUCAAUUGAAUCCAGCAUACAGCAAUGGAUUGUCUGUUGUUGCUGAAGCAUUUCUAGGGCUGGUCACAUCAUUUCAAUCUAACAUUCUGAUGGUCAGUAAUUACGUCUUUCUUCUUCUUGGUAACCAUUAUGCCUUUCUUUUUUUUGGUAACAUUUGGUAACAAAACCUGGGCUUUUAUGUAUUGACGUUUGGAGUUUACCAAAAGGCUAAAUAACAAAAGCUGCAACUAACUUUAAUGUGAGCUAUGCUUUGAACAUAGACUAUCAUACUGCAUGAGUAGAUGGACGUGUAUGUCAUGUGCUUUAGAGGUUCUUAGUGCUUGACUCAUAAAUCUUUACUUUCUUUAUGUAUCUGUUAGUCUCCACAAGUCUCCAACUUUGAAUGCCCUGCUCAGUCACUUCAAUAUGGUUCUGCUUCUAAGCCAAUUAUCUUCUUUUCCUAUGUCCUUGCCUUGGCUCUCUUGGCUUUCCCCCUUCUCAAGCUGCAGACGUACAAGAAAAAUCAUACCAGAGACUCUGCUUACCCCUGGCUUUUGUGCCUAGCACCACAAUAGGCUCUAAUAGCCAGUAAUAACAAGAAUCACUGAUUAGUGCUUGCUGCCAUGGAGAAGAUAGGAACACUCUCUAGAAAGCUAUCUGAUGAAAUGUAAUCCAUUUCUGCUGAGCAGAUGCAAAUGAAGACUUUUAAAAAACAUGUGGAUCUGAGACAAACUUGGACGCUUCUAUUUGCCCGCUUUCCUAAAAUGAUUUUGCUUUCGUGGUUGGACUGCCAGUCUCUCUUCCUCUGUCCAAAUACAGUUUUUGAACCUGGCAGUUGGUUUCAGUCAAGCUUAACAUAAUUGAAACAAGCUUUUGGCAAUCUAUCAGUCAUUUUAUAACUACAUUGAUAUGAAUACAGGUCAGCUCAAUGAUAACUCCCUGCAUGGCCAUUUUUUCUUCCAUUUCCAUCCUCCAAAACCAAAAGUUUGGCAAGAAUCCUUGAAAGAAUUGCACGGGGUAAGGAGGAAGGAUGUGUAGAAUAACUGGGUAAAAAAAACAUAUGAAACAAUCUCACUCAAUAAGACAUAUCAGAUUACACCUAAACAAAAAAAAAAAAAAAAAAAGAAUUAAGUAGAGAAAACAUGGGGUUCAGGUAGCUAAAAAAGAGCCUUAUGUAAAAAUGGUGCUGAUAAAAAUCUGCAGUAUAGAGGUUUUGAGGUCUGUGCUUUUUGUGGUAAUAGCAGGUAAUCUAGAUAAUCUAAUCUUUUUUAUGUUGUAUCAAUAGAUGUGCUGCUAGAGAUUUUUAGCCUUUAGCACACCCCUGCACCCCUGCAUAAGAGGACAGAUGGAUAGCUCUACAGCUGCUUAUUUGGAACCUUGUUUAAUCAGCUAAACCAAAUUAAAUUCUGUGUCUGAUAGGAAGGCGCACCAGCAUAUCAGUGUGUAUGUAUAUAUGUAUAGAGCUAUAUAUAUAUAAAAAUAUUCAGCAUUCAACAUUAAAACAGAACAUCCGAUAUAUAUUUUUAUCCAAUUUUAUUACAGAACUUAAAUGGGUUCCUGUGUAACUCUUUGAGCAAGUCUGUACGUAUGGGCCAUUAAUAAUAUGAUGGAAGUUUUGGAAUAGUUUAAAAAGAUGUUUUAAGUACAGUAUUUCCCAUAAUGAUUUUCAAAUUCUUUUGCUACUCUAAGAGGAGAAGGAUUUAAUUCUUUGCAAAACCAUGGAUGACAUUAUGUAGAAAUUGUAAAAACACCCUUAGUUUUUCACAGGAAAAUGAAAAAAUUAGCUCAUGUAUUUGGAGAGUAUCAAGACAGAUCAUAUUCCACAUAAUUUAAAUAAAAGACACGGAGGAUUUAAGUACAGCAAAGUUGGAUCUCUAGCACACAAAAAAGACUCUUAGCACGUACAGAUUGUGCUCAUAAAAUCUGCAGUAGUUUUUUUGUUUGCCGCAGCAUAAAUCCAUCUUCUUUUCUUAUGAGAACGCCAAUGAAAUCUUUCAGCUGAGUUAGGGUGCUUUUGUCAUAUUCUGAUGUAAAAUUUGACUCCCUUUCUCUAUUGGAUAUCAUAAAAUGAAGGAGGAUCAAAUCUUUCUUUGUACAUCUUACAAUGCAUUUAUGUGUUUAUUUGGACUGAAUGGUUUUCAGAACAAGGACUUGGAUAUCCUCGCUGUCUGAAAGCCAUCUACCAUACUGCUAGCAAUACGAAAAUACAGUAUUUAAUUCCCACCAUCUUUCUAUGGCCUUUCUUUGUGCAAUAAAUCUUUUUGUCCACAUGAAAACAUGUGAAAGUGUUGUAAUUCAAAAUGGUCAUAUAAGCAUUCUCAAACAAACAAACUAUUUUCAAAAGGCAAGUUUCAAUAGCUACUAGACAAGAGAGUACAGCUUGGAAGAGAAUUCUUUUCCCUGCCUGUUUGUAUUAAUUUAUUUCCUCAGCAGGUAUAAACAUGUUCUAAGGUACUCUUUAUUCUUACAACAUAGCAGAACAAAGGCCAGUUUAUUUGUUCAGGCAUUAGAGAGAACAACAUAAUAACUCCCAAAUAGCUGAAAAUGAAUACAUACCAUUUGAUACAAAUCAUAUAACCCAACAGAGGAAGAAUAAGAAUCAAGGGAAUAACAAGGAAAAUGUUUUG
Messenger RNA from Chroicocephalus ridibundus (black-headed gull), 4369 nucleotides. RefSeq names its product fibrinogen like 1 (gene FGL1). The record is from RefSeq and is a predicted model, not a curated record. Gene Ontology annotation, biological process: blood coagulation. NCBI's taxonomy places the organism in Eukaryota, Metazoa, Chordata, Aves, Charadriiformes, Laridae. Bases 234 to 1175 code for a protein of 313 amino acids. The transcript has 9 exons.